AAUCACAGCGCUUACAAGCUGCAAAACGUCAAAUUUGACACUUCUUCGUGACAUGUGCGUUUGACAUUCCCAUGCAUUUUUUAAAAAAGUAUCCAAAAAUUGUUAAAUUUACAUGUUUGGCUACAGUUUCAUUCGGCGCAGGAUGGUUAUAUUAUCAGGUAAAAACGACCAAAAAAAUCCUCAGCAAUGCCUUAGACACAUCAAUUUUAUCAAUAAUCGAGCCAACAGCCGUGGAAAAAUCCAAAGAUGAUGACUUUUUCGUCAUUGAUAUAACUGGGGACCCGAACCGGCAAGAAACCUAUUUACAAAAAUGGACCGCUUUGAAGUUUUCAUUCGCUAAAAGAUUGCUUGUUCUUGCAAGUAGUGAAAAUCGGUUUCUUCGGAAAAGGGCUGUGAGACAGUUGGCUAGGAUUAAAAAAUUGGAAAGCUGGCAAUACUCGCAACUCGCUGAUAUGAUUGAUGCCAGGACUGCGGUAGGGCUGGCUAGGACACCCGAUGUUGAGCCUAGAUUAUUCAACAACCCGCCCUUAAGAUUUCUCGGUCAUACGCACGACAUGAUUGUCGAUGUGAUGAAAGAUUUUUUAGUCAAUUUACACGCGAUGUCUCAACACCCUUGUAUGGGUUAUUUCAUCUCUAAGGCAUUUCUCGACUUGCAUGAAGUUGAGAAAUUCGGUGAUGACAUAACUCCCUACGAGUUGAAAAACUUCAUUCAAACCAGUGAAGAACUCCUACCGACGUGUCUAGAGUCACUUUUACACCACGCCAGUUUAGGGAAAUACGCCAAAGAUAUUGCCGAACUCAACGGUCUUCCACUUUUAAUGGAAAUUCACAACCGGUUCAAAGACAACCUUUCUGUCACCGCAACUAUUUGUCGGAUUAUUUCGUAUCUUUCAAUGCACAGAAAUCUCCUUGACGAAAUGUAUAAAUCGGGUUGGGUCGGGCUUUUGGCCCAGUGGGUCAAACACGACGACGUCCGAAUAUCAAUCCCUGCAUCUAAAGCACUUGCAAAUUUAGACUGUGAUGAAGACCCUGUUUACCUACAAAGACUCUACCCUUUGCAUCCUUCAACCCGUAUUGUACAAACCCCGAAAGUUGACGUCGUUUUUAUCCAUGGUUUACUGGGGGGUGUAUUUUUUACGUGGAGGCAGAGACAACGCAACCAGGAUCCGUUGGGGUUCCUUGGUAAGAAGGGCGCCCCAGAAAGUCUGACACAGAACAACUCAACUUGUAUCAAUAAACAAUGCACCGAAAAGAGAAACAAAAUCCAAAGAAUAAGCGAUCCUCAAAUGAGGGAAUUUCUGGAAGAGUUUGAAACGCACACAGCUUAUGGUUGCCUUUGCAACGAUUAUGACUUUGUUUGGGAGGACAUACCGGUCAAUACAAAUGAGACUGCCACAGGGCCGUACUGUUGUUCUGGCUUUAAAUACGUCUGUAUGGAAAAAAGUGAGGAUGAAUGUUACACCAAUUGCUGGCCUAGAGACUGGUUAGCGCAAGAUUGUGAUCGUUUGAGAAUCAUUGGGGUAAAUUAUGAGACAAAUCUAUCGUUGUGGACACCCAUAUGUCCAGUAGAGAAAGUCAAGACUUUGGAAGAGCGAAGCGACGAGUUGAUUGAACAGUUGGAGAGGGUUGAAGUUGGGAAAAGACCCAUCGUGUGGGUGACACACUCAAUGGGUGGUUUAAUGGUCAAGUGUCUCCUAAAUAAAGCUUCCGAAAAUGGCAAUAAACGAAUCAGAGAUUUGUACACAAACACUCGAGGGAUAAUUUUCUAUAGCACGCCUCAUUUAGGAUCAAGUGUUGCUAGUUUCAGCCAGGCUUCAGCCCUUGUGAUUUGGCCAAGUAUUGAAGUCCAGGAGUUACAAAAACAUUCGCCACAAUUGGUGCAAAUACACCAAAAAUUCCUGAGACUUAUCAAAAAUCAUCCAAUGAAAAUUGUGACUUUUGUGGAGACCAAACCUACGGUAGUUUCAGCAAUGAAAUUUAAAUUUUUAGUGGUUGAACCCGACUCUGGCAAUCCGGGGUAUGGGGAAUACUAUGAGAUACCUUUAGACCAUUUGGGAAUUUGCAAACCGGCAAGCAGACAUUCGUUUCUAUACCAAAAAGUGCUUCACAUGAUCACGUCCAUUUUGGAGGAAAGUGGGCCAGUGUAAAGACUGAUGUAAAUAGUACGUUUAGAAUAAAAAUAUUAAACAGC
Messenger RNA from Tribolium castaneum (red flour beetle), 2191 nucleotides. RefSeq lists its product as uncharacterized. The record is from RefSeq and is a predicted model, not a curated record. Lineage: Eukaryota; Metazoa; Arthropoda; Insecta; Coleoptera; Tenebrionidae. The coding region runs from base 72 to 2147 and encodes 691 amino acids. The transcript has 8 exons.